AUGGGGACUAGGAGAGCUAUUGGUGAUGGAAAAUCUACUCUUAUCUUAGAAGAUCCUUGGUUACCAGGUGUAGAGAAUAACUUUGUUACUUCUUAUCAUCCAAACCUGGUUGGAAGGACAGUGGAUAGUUUACUGCAAAUGGAGAGUAAAGCUUGGGAUGUGGAGCUGCUGCAAGAUAUGUUCAAUGAUCAGGAUAGAGACAAAAUCUUGUCAAUACAGUUACCUGAUUCAUUAUGCUUUGAUCCCUGGUAUUGGGCUGAGGAAACCUCUGGAUUUUAUUCGGUUAAGAGCGCUUACAAACUGCUGCAACAAAGCAGUGGUGAUUGGCCGAUCUCUGGUGCGGAAUCACAGUGGCAGAACCUGUGGAAAAUGCAAGUUCCAACCAAAGUGCAGCAUCUGGUGUGGCGAGCUAUGAUAGGUUGUCUACCUACUAAGGUGCAACUCUCUACUAAACAUGUUCAUGUGGAUCUUACUUGCCCAUUAUGCAACAUUGAGGUUGAGACUAUCUCACAUGUGUUGAUGCAAUGUAGAUUUGUAAAAGCUCGCUGGAAUAUCUCAAGUGUUAAUGCACCAGGUGAUGAAAUCACAAACUUUGCAAACUGGUUUGGAAAAAUGUUAACUGAAGCUCGGACAGCAGUGAUGGAAGAUGCAGCAAUGAUAGCUUGGCGUAUUUGGAUGGCCCGAAAUGAUAUCCUAUGGAAUAAAAAAAGUACAAAAGCUUUUGAAGUGGUUAAAUUGGCUAGAACUAAUAUUGACAGUUGGAAAAAUGCUCAAAAUCAAAGAUCUGGUCCAUUACUUAAUGUCAAUUUUUGUAAUGGUUUGGAGCAUUGGAGGAAACCUGUUGCUUAUAAGUUCAAGAUCAAUGCUGAUGGUGCCAUCUUUGAAGUUGCAAAUCGAUUUGGUGUGGGUCUAGUCAUUCGGGAUCAGCAUGCUAAUCUAAUUGAAGCUGUGUCAAUUAGUAAGGCUGGCUCGGUUGCACCUGAAAUCACUGAAGCUAUUGGGGUGAAGGAGGCUUUAAGUUGGAUCAAAAAACAAAGCCUUUCGGAUGUUGAAACUGAAACUGACUCAUUAGUAGUGGUUCAAGCUAUUAAUGGGGAGGUUCAUAUGCCAUCUCAAUUUGGAAUGUUAAUUCAAGAUUGUCGUUUGAUGGUUUCUCUUUUGAAAAAUGUGGUUAUUUCGUUUGUUAAACGAUCUGCAAAUAUGGCUACUCAUUGUGUUGCGAGACAGUCUUGUUUUAUGUCAGAUUGUAUCUUUAGCGAGCAUAAUGCUCCUUCAGAUUUAUUAUCUAUUGUAAUGGAUGAACGCUUUUGUUAA
Cannabis sativa is the source of this 1314-nucleotide messenger RNA. RefSeq lists its product as uncharacterized. The record is from RefSeq and is a predicted model, not a curated record. Gene Ontology annotation, molecular function: nucleic acid binding; RNA-DNA hybrid ribonuclease activity. Bases 1 to 1314 code for a protein of 437 amino acids. The transcript has a single exon. Lineage: Eukaryota; Viridiplantae; Streptophyta; Magnoliopsida; Rosales; Cannabaceae.